GCUGUUUAUAAUGACAGCUCUGACAAAUACAAAAUGGUUGAAAACUAAAGUUGGCAAACAAAGAAAGUCAGUGUAAUUUAUCGUUAUAUUCGCAUAAACUUUAUUUUUUAAGUGAAAGUUAGUUAGUUUAGUGUGUAUUAAGUGUCUGGUGCACGAUGUUGGAUUUGGAAAUCGUCCCUGAGCGUUCCCUGGGCUGUGAUGCCUGGGAGUUCGUACUAGGGAUGCAUUUCUCGCAAGCAGUGGCCAUAAUUCAGAGUCAAGUGGGCACAAUCAGAGGAGUACAAGUGCUAUAUAGUGAUCAGAACCCGUUAUCCGUGGACCUAGUUAUAAACAUGCCCCAAGACGGCGUCCGGUUAAUAUUCGACCCGGUCGCGCAGCGGCUCAAGAUAAUAGAGAUAUACAACAUGAAACUAGUUAAGCUUAGGUAUUGUGGCAUGUGCUUCAACUCGCCGGAGAUAACGCCAUCUAUCGAGCAAGUGGAGCACUGCUUCGGCGCGACACACCCCGGCUUAUACGACUCGCAGCGCCAUCUGUUCGCGCUCAACUUCCGCGGGUUGAGCUUCUACUUCCCUGUUGAUAGUAAAUUUGAGCCCGGCUACGCGCACGGGUUGGGUUCACUACAGUUCCCCAACGGGGCUUCCCCGGUCGUCUCUCGGACCACCAUUUACUACGGAUCUCAACACCAGGUAACGGAAAUUAAGGGUAACACAGGCUCAGGCACUUGUGCGGCACCGUUGCCCGAAUUGCCUUUAUCUUGCUACCGGCAACAGUUACAUCUGCGACGAUGUGAUGUACUCCGAGCACCGCACGCUACUAGGGGCGUGAGAUUGCAUCUGUUUACGGAAGGCACAAGCCGGGCCCUAGAGCCGGUGCAGGUGUCGUUGAGCCGCGUGAUCCGCUUCGGCGACAGUUGUCAGCGAGUGGCGCGAGCACUCGGCGCGCCCGCCAGACUCUACUACAAGGCGGACGAUAAAAUGCGCAUACAUAGACCCACUGCCCGUCGCCGUCCCCCGCCCGCUUCGGAUUAUUUCUACAACUACUAUACCUUGGGCUUGGACAUAUUAUUCGACGCUAGGACGCACCAGGUGAAGAAGUUUGUUCUGCACACCAACUACCCGGGCCACUACAACUUCAACAUGUACCACCGAUGCGAGUUCGAAUUGGCCGUACAGCCUGAUAAAUGCGACCCAAAUUCGCUGGUCGACAACCGCGGUGCCGUCAGCAUCACGGCGUACAGCAAGUGGGAGGUGGUUUCUAGGGCAUUACGAGUCUGUGAACGACCCGUGGUGCUCAAUAGGGCUUCUUCUACUAACACCACCAAUCCCUUCGGAUCUACCUUCUGCUACGGUUACCAGGAUAUGAUCUUUGAGGUGAUGUCGAACAACUUCAUAGCAUCGAUAACUCUGUACCAGCCGGAGGGCACGAGGCCGCACUACGCCGUCAACUCGAUCGCGUGACACGCCCAGGUAUCACCGAGCAAAGGCAAGUACGCAUCAUGAACAUUUCAGUUCUCAAAUCUCAACGCAAAACCUCCACUCGCGUGGCAGCCACAGCUAAAAUACCGCGACCACAGUUAACAUACUACAUAUCCCUUAAUAAGAGCACCUAAGAGGAAACAGUAUUUACAAAAAAAAUGUGAUAAAAAAACUGUGAAAAAAAAGUGAGUGACAGAUCUCAGACGGUGUGUAAGCUUAAUGUUAUUAUUACCUUAGCCUCAAUGAACAGAAAUAGUAAAAAAAAAAUUGACCACGUUAUUUUACGAUGUGUGAUGUGGUGACAAAGGACAGUUUUUUUUAAAUAUACCUGUAUAAUUAUUAUAUUAUUGAAAUAAUUUAGUCAAAUUAAAUUUCGUUUUUAUUGUAAUAGGAAAUGCGGGCG
Chilo suppressalis (striped riceborer) is the source of this 1878-nucleotide messenger RNA. NCBI's taxonomy places the organism in Eukaryota, Metazoa, Arthropoda, Insecta, Lepidoptera, Crambidae. The record is from the annotation of a GenBank genome assembly.